UCUAUUUCCGCGGACGAUAUAAACAAUCGGAUUGUAAACAAAACAAUUAAUAAACUAUAUUCUUGAUUUAAACAUGGUUACAAGAUGUGUCAGUAUAUGAAAAGUAUGUAACUUUAUUUUUCUUAUUCAUAAUUUCUUUGUUUGUCUGCGAUUUGCCACAAAAUGGCCUCGUCAGCAGGGUUUUCAUUUGCGACUUCCCCACCCGGUGGACUCAGCCCACAGAAAUCUGGUCGUCAGAAUUCCACAAGAAAAACACCGUCGGCAGCGCAAUUGCUCGAACAAAUUCGGAACUUGGAAGCAGAAGGAAACAAACUGAGAUCGGACUCUUCAGGAAUUGGUGGACCAUCCAUGUUUAAUGCACUCACAGAUCUGAAUAUGUCAAACAGCAAUGAAAAGUCUGAGCAGCUUCCAAAGUUCACUUCCACAUCACCAUCCUCUCUGUCAGCACUUGUUGAUUACUCCAGCGAGCAAAAGACAAUCUCCGACCUCAGGUUGCAGUUGGAAAAACAGAGAAAGGAGACAGAGCGUCUAAAUACCCAACUGCAGUCAGAUGGUUUUAGCUCAGGCAUGCCUCGUGCAAGUACUGGAGUUCACAUUCCUGGGAGCCCUUCAAAGAUGGGCUUCCCUGGUAGCCCUUCCAAGACAGGCUUCUCAACCCUUCCCUCAACAGAACUGUUCAGCUCUAGACGACCUGCCAGUGUAACUGGAGUUCUUGGAAGCAUGGAGGUCCAUGGACCACCGUCUCAUCUAGAGAAGGCAUUAAAAGAUUCACAGGAGCAAGUUACUGAUUUGAGAAGAAGAUUAAUGGAGUCCAGUGAGUCUGGAGAGAGUCAGAAACGCCAGUUCCGACUCACAGUAGAGGACAUGAAGGCCAAACUACAUGAUACCAUGGCCAGCAGGGACUCAAUGCUAGAACUUCGUCAGAAAGAGUGUAUGACCCUGGAAACAAAGAUUGCUGAACAGAGUGCCAUCAUAAGGGAUCUACAGGCCAAAAUAAAACAACAAGAACAAGCCCUGGCAGACACUUCAAAGAAGGCCGAUGCCCACUCUCGGGAGAACUUUGUAUCAGAGACCACCCUGAGCCAGGUACGGAUGAUUCUUGUUGACGCAGAACGCCGGAGGGGUCGGGCGUACUUCGAGUCAGACCCUGCAUCCCAGCAAGCACCAGCCAUGCUUGUACACACGCUUGAGAGAUGUAUACAGGAAAUGCUGAAAGAUUUGGAGAUCCGGAAGGCUAAAAAUGAGGAGUUGGAUAGAGAAGUACAGGAACUGAAACAGACCCAGACCAGCGACCAACACACCAUGUCCACUGAAUAUAAACACAAUGAUGAUGAAACUUUGUCAUUAUGCAGGAGGAUCACCCAGAUGACGGCAGAACAUGAGCGUCAGAUACAGAUGGCCAACGAGAGAGCCAACAAUGCCCGUAAACAAGCCUCCUCACUGGAGUCACAGCUCUCUACUAUUCAAGAGCAGCACCAGCAACAGUUGAAGCUGCGAGAAGAAAGUGUUACAGAGCUGGAGAAUAAGAUCAAACAUCUGCGUGAGGAGCUCCAUGAAGAGCGGGAUAAAUAUGCCUCGAAGCGGGAAUCACUGGAGCAAACCCUGAACAACACCGAGAAGGAGAUGGCCAAACUGAGGACAGAGAGGGACGACGCGACAAAGAAUCACGCCAGUAUGGAGUCUCGUGUAGCUGAUUUACAGGUGACAAUCAACCGUCUGACCCGUGACCUUGACACCGAGAAGGAGGGUUCUGGAAAGUACUGGGAACGGGAGGGUCAACUUAGGACAAAACAGGCACAGUUGGAGGCCAGGCUUGAGGAAAAAACACGCGAUGUGGAGCGACUCGAGAAAACUCUCGCCUCUGUCAAACAGGAGUGUAAUGCAACAGUUUCCGAGAAGGUAUCACUGAUUGAACGUCAAGAACGUGAACGACACAUGGAGAAAAUCAGCAGUCUAACCCAACAGCUGAGCGAGGUCAGUGAAAAAUGUAACCGCGUUUCCCAUGAGCUGGAAUCAACACGAGGGGAUCACCGUGAUCUUCGACAACAGGCUAGAGAUGCUACAGACAAGGCUGACACUCUCAAGGUGCAGUUAGAAGCUGCAGUUGCUGAGAGAAAGCACCUUACCGACAUGCUCACUGCUAAAUCGUCUGAUUUCGAUCGGAUGUCUCAAGAAAGAGAUUAUUAUUUUAACAUUAUGGACGGUAAAAAUAACGAGGCUGGGGAACUGAAAUCUCAGAAAGAAAGAUUGACUAUACAGCUUGAGGAGAAAGAAAAGAGUGUCAGUGUUUUACAAGAACAGCUUCAGAAUCUUCAGCUUAUGAUAGAAUCCAAUUCAAGAAACUAUGAAAACAUUCGAGAAGAACGUGAUGUUUUAAUACAUCAAUUACAAGAAACAACAAGUAUUCUGGAGGAGCUAAAAUCAAGUAAGGACACAAUGGCAAAGAAAAUGAAAAUUAGGGAGAAACGUCUGCGAGAGCUGGAGGGUGAGAGACAACGUGUGGCAGGUGAAAUUGACCUACGGACCCAGGAGAUGGCGAUUAUUCAGAAGGAGAAGGAGACACUAUUUAAGGAGCUAAAGGAGAGCAGGUAUGAAGUGGUGGGCCUGACUGAGGAAAGAGAUGGGCUGAAGAAAAACUUGGAGGGCCAGAAAUACAACCUGGAGAGAAAUAUUGCCAAACUGCAGUACAGACUCAAAUCGACAGAGCAGGAUCUGGCAAUGGCCCAGAAGGCCUUGAGAAAACGUGAGUCCGUGGACAACACCGCAGUCAAAAUGGCCGACAAGAUGCAAAAGGAAGUGACAGCUAAACGCAGCCUCGUUGACACACUACAGUCCAAGAUCAGCUGGUACCAGGAUCAGCUAGAUGCCAUUCUCAAGGAAAAAGGAGGACUAGAUAGUGACAAAGAUAAACUGAAGUCGAGCCUCAAUAAAGCUCUAGUCCAGAAUCAGCAGCUUAUGGUUGAGCUGGAGACCAGCAAUAGCCGCACAUCGGAGCUCAAGUCACAGCUCGGAAAACUUGAGUCCUCUCUGGAGAAGCUUAUUCAUGAGAGAAAAAAAGAAGCCACUCUACGGAAUGCCACAACCCAGGCCCAGGUUGAGAUGUUUGAACAAGAAAUGACCAGGAUGAAGCUGGCACACAGGCUGGAAGUCAAGGAAGCAGCUCAGAAGGCUUUUACCCAGCACAAGGAUGUUGGUGAGAACCAGACCUCAGUCAGACCUGGAACCAGUAUACCUCAAUCCCAGCGUUCAACUUUACCUCAGUCUGAUAGGGAUGACAGGCCAGAAAAACUUGCACAGGACGAUAGACUUCAGGCACAGAAGUCAAGUGAAAACUACAAAGAAAUAGGUUCUGAAUUGAGGAUUCUCCUGAGUGAAAUGAGAAAUAUCAUCACUGAAUCCAAGGAGAGCCCAAGAGAAGAAAAAAGAUGUUCAUUAGAGAGUAGAGAAAGACCGGAAAGGGACAGCAAUAGACAACGUUCAAAACCUCAGCCCAAACCUAGGAAGUCACAAUUUCCAAUUUUUGAGAAAAAGAAACCUGCAUUUUCACACUACAGAAUAUGUCCAGCUUCCUCUGAUGUGAGUUACUAUAGCGAUGCUGAGGUGGAUGACCGGAUACACAACAGGUCAAGGUCACUCACAGGCAACUAUAAGCUGUACUCUCCAGAACAACAGAAAGUGGGCAAACAACGUCAGAGGUCAGUAACUAGUAGCCGAAGACACCGUAGAAGCCACUCAGCAGAGGCCUCGUUCAUGGCUAACGAGAAGACGGGGGAUUCCAGCCAGUGGACGGAGAGUGACUAUCGUACCUCAGACUACUCCCCACCCCCUCCAGACACUGACGACACUGUGGACACUACUAACACAUCUAGAGAGGAUUUCUCCAGCUACCUGAGCUCUCUGUCUCCAUCCCAGAAUGCCCUAGAUUCUGACACAAUUACCUCCCUUUCUGUUGGCUCUCCAAUAAUGGAGAGUACUCAAGAGGACGUGAUGGCGAGUGUGCCAAGUGCGGCAGACACCCAGGAGCUCUGCAAGCGUCUGGAGGAGCGGAUCAUCAGCCUCACACAGAUGGGUGGCAACCUUCAAAAGGAAAACAGAGAAAUGGCCGACCUCAUGAAGACUCAAGGCAAAAAGCUGAAGAAAGUCAAGGAGACCGAGAAGAAAAUUACACUGAGAAAAAAAGCCAGAUGAUAAACAGUGCCUCUGUGACUUCGGGCUUCAAUGAAUAUCAUGUACAUCAACUUCCAUUUGUGGUGGUUUUGUGGGAACUAGCAGAGACACUGUGACGUCAGUAACUUUAUGAGAUGCUUAUCUGUGAAAGUGAAGCCUCCUUAGGCUUAUAGUAAAUCAAAAUUAACAUCAAAAUGCAUUUACGUCACGUAAAUUUAGUGAUUAGUUGUUCGGAGAUAUAGUGUGCCUGCAGACUGUUUCAGAUCACUUUUUCAUUGGCUUAAUAAGAGCAUGGAAAAUACCAAUUUAAUGUCCAAGGUGUGCUAUCUGGAAUAUUUAGAAAAAUUAAUGAGAUUUCAAUUAGUGAUAUUUUGUCCUCUUUUCAGAUAAGGAACGUGUGAUAUGUGGAUCUAUUUGUUGUUGAGUCAGUAUAAAAAAUGUAAAAAUGUUCCAUGUGUUCUGUUACAUAAAUACACGGACCUAUACAUGACAGAUCUGUGAUCAAGAAUAGUAGUUUUAUAAGUUUUUAUUAGUGUUACUGGUAUUAUUGAUCAAAUAUUUAUUUCUGGAAGUAGAUCUUAUUCAUUUUGAGAAACAAUGCUGUAUUUUUCAUUUUUUCUGACAGAUAAUUUGCUAAAUUUUACAUGAUUUGCACUUAAAUUGGCUUAAUAUUGUCUCUAUAUAGUUUCAUGAAGGCAAUUAAGUGCUCUAUUGUCCAUAAUGAUAUUUAUCAACAUCAUACAUGCCCUCAUUAGAGACCAUUACGGUAUCUGAAUGUUCCUUCUUCCCUGCUUGUAUUGUUAAGUGAUAAAUGCCAGUAUCCAUGCUGAUAAGGCAGUAUAAAGUAACCAGAUUUUGUGAUAGUGAGACAUUUUGUCCUUUUGGUUGCCUUUCCGUACUUUUAUACAAUGGUCUAUCUGCAAACACAUUCAUCAGAGCUUCAGAUAAAGGUGGCAUUUGGUGUGAAUAGGCUUUAAGAUGCAUCAAUUACGGUAUAAAAUCAAACAUCUGUUGGUAUCAGAAUGAACAAAAAUUGUCGUAAUGGCAUACCAUUUUUAAGAUUAUUUUACAACCGUUUUGGAAACAACCAUUUGGACCAAAUGGAAGAAGGCUGCAUAACUGGUGUAGAAUCAUUUCAACUCUGUGUUCUUUCUUGACAACCAUUAUGUUUUAAUUGCAAUGAGAAUUAAGCGCUGUGUGGCGAUUACAUUCUGGCUUUAGGAUCGAGCCUAUCAUGUAUGUAAAAUACAUUUUUAUUUGCACUUCAAUGCACACUUUAACAAUUGACUUUACACUUUAUUGUAUGAAACGGAGUACAAAUGUGUCCAAUAAAUACACAGAAUUACUUAAGAGUGUAGAAUACACUUGAAAUAAAAAGUUAUCUGUACCUCUGCAUACAUUUGUGGUCACUGUGCUAACUAGUUCCGUUGUUUCUCCGGGAAUACACAAUUUGUGUGCUUGUAACACUGAAUUAUCAUCGUAUUAUAUUAACCAUUUCAUCAUAUGUUCUAAUAUGUUGUAAAUUGUAUUCCAAUUUAUGUAUGUGUUAAGUGUUCCAUAAUCAGCAUUGUGCUAACAGUCUGUGAUAAUUGUGGGUUUGGGGAAAAACAGAACUAUCACCUUCAUAGUUAAAUAUUGGGUUAGUUUCAUUUUGCCUUACACCCAUAAGAGUACAUAUAUUAUUCUAAUUUCCAUUGUACAGUAUUUAUUUGUGAUUUAGUGUCCAUUAGAUAUGUAUCUAUACUUACAAUACACAUGAUAUUGAAUGAUGAACUGUAUUAAUAAAAUGUGGUAUGAAC
Messenger RNA from Mya arenaria, 5966 nucleotides. RefSeq names its product coiled-coil domain-containing protein 158-like. The transcript has 27 exons. Lineage: Eukaryota; Metazoa; Mollusca; Bivalvia; Myida; Myidae. The record is from RefSeq and is a predicted model, not a curated record. Bases 163 to 4188 code for a protein of 1341 amino acids.